UCGCGGUAGCCUACUUCCUUUCCGGACAGCACGGUAAAAAUGUCGACCAACAGGAAAAAGACCAGGAAGCUCCGAGGCCACGUAAGCCACGGUCACGGUCGUGUCGGUAAGCACCGCAAGCAUCCUGGAGGUCGGGGUAACGCUGGUGGGCAGCACCACCACAGGAUAAACUUCGACAAAUACCACCCUGGUUAUUUUGGCAAGGUGGGCAUGCGUAACUACCAUCUGCGCAAGAACCACUACUGGAAACCCUGCAUCAACAUCGAUAAGGUCUGGUCCCUUGUUCCUGAACAGAAGAGGACGGAUCUGAAAGUGAAUGGUGCCGGCAAGGCUGCCGUCAUCGAUGUCGUGAGGCACGGUUAUUACAAGGUUCUCGGCAAAGGUGUUCUCCCAAAACAGCCAGUCAUUGUAAAGGCCAAGUGGUUCAGCAGAAAAGCUGAGGAAAAGAUCAAGGAGGUCGGAGGUGCUUGCAUCUUGACGGCGUGAGCUGCAAACUUUUCCAGUGUCAAUAAAAUACAUGUACACAGAC
Messenger RNA from Ornithodoros turicata, 529 nucleotides. RefSeq names its product large ribosomal subunit protein uL15-like (gene RpL27A). Gene Ontology annotation, cellular component: cytosolic large ribosomal subunit; ribosome. Lineage: Eukaryota; Metazoa; Arthropoda; Arachnida; Ixodida; Argasidae. Gene Ontology annotation, molecular function: structural constituent of ribosome. The record is from RefSeq and is a predicted model, not a curated record. Gene Ontology annotation, biological process: translation. Bases 40 to 486 code for a protein of 148 amino acids. The transcript is spliced from 4 exons.